UAUGGUUUUGGUUAUCAUCAUUCACCACAGUCUGCAUUCGAGGAUUUUACGUUUGAGAGAAUCCUUAAAGUCAUCAAGAUCAACUCUAUGGUGCCUUGCAAAACGGAAGGAUGUGAGAAACUAAGCUACGUUGAUCAUGUUAUCCCUACACUUCCUUCUGUUUUUACCAUUGCACUAGAGUGGGAGAACAAUGAGACUGGAGAAGAGAUACUUGCCACCACUUCUGUUCUCGCUACUGAAAUAGAUAUUAGUGAGAUUUACAAAUACGAAGGUGGAUCACCAGAGACCAAAUACAAUCUUGUGUCAAUGGUUUGCUCGCAUGGAGAUCAAUACGCUUGUGUUGCUUACUUUAACAAUCGAUGGGUCAUUUAUUUUCCUUCUGAGCAACAGGUUAUAGGUGACUGGGAUAGUGUUAUCAACACUUUUAUACGACUGAAUAUGCGACCUGACAUUCUAUUUUUCGAAAACGAUAUGCAGAGAAAGCGGAUUGUGAACGCACAGAUAAAUACACCAAGUGAUGUGAAAAAUACGUAUAUACAAAAAUGGGACCAACUGCAAAAUUUUAUGUUUUCCCUUCAGCCUCAAUCCUCCUGAUUGGUAUGAUGUAGUCACUGAAUAAAAGUACUAUUUUCUAAAUGCACAGCUUACUUCGGUUUGUUAUUAAGGAUACAGUGUGUUGUUAA
This is a messenger RNA of Brassica napus (rape), 683 nucleotides long. RefSeq lists its product as uncharacterized. Gene Ontology annotation, molecular function: cysteine-type deubiquitinase activity. Gene Ontology annotation, biological process: protein deubiquitination. The annotation marks the transcript as partial. The record is from RefSeq and is a predicted model, not a curated record. The transcript has 5 exons. NCBI's taxonomy places the organism in Eukaryota, Viridiplantae, Streptophyta, Magnoliopsida, Brassicales, Brassicaceae.